AAUUGCUGGAGGAAUAGAAGCCGAAGAAAACGAAUUUCCUUGGGUGGCAGCCUUAAGAAUAUUCGGCGUUGUAAGUUGCGGAGCUACAGUUAUCACUAAGCAGCACUUAUUAACUGCUGCACACUGCGUGGAUGGGAUCGUCGAAAAAGGUGACACCGGAGUUGAAGCAUUAUUGGGUGGAUAUUAUAAAGAAAUAACAUUAAAUGACUUACUCGAACACAAAAAAAAUAGUAUGGUUAAGAAUCAUAGAGAUAAUUAUACACCCGGGAUUUAAUAUGUCAUCUUUUGAUAACGACAUCGCAAUUUUGAAAUUAGAGCGCACUUUAUCAUUCAAUACCCCGAAAAUUCAACCAGCAUGCCUACCAAGUUCUGAAAAUCAAAAUUACGCCGGUUACUUUGGCACCGUUACUGGAUGGGGUUCCAAUGACGAAUGGACGUCCGCGUCCCUGUCCGCAACUAACAAGAUACGGAAAGUGGAAGUUCCUAUCAUUCCGACUGAUCAUUGUAGGAUGAAUUAUAUUUAUGGAAACUCGUUGUAUUCAGUAACUGAUAACAUGAUGUGCGCUGGAAACUUGUAUUUUGGAGGACAAGAUGCCUGUAGGGGUGACAGUGGCGGACCUUUACAAAUCAAUGUUGAUGGACUUGGAACCAUGAAAGUUGUCGGGAUUGUUUCUUGGGGUCGUGGCUGUGGUCAACCAAAUUACCCUGGCGUUUACACUCGAAUUGAUAGAUAUAUACGUUGGAUACAUGAUAACAUAGGAGAAAAAUGUUUAUGUGAAAUUUGAAAAUCAUUAGGUAGGUAUUAGAAAAUGGGCAUGUAUUUUGUUCCCAUGCAUAUGCAGUUUUCCUUAUAUGAUUAAGUACUUAGACUUACCCACGUAUCGUUAUUUUAAAAUGUUGGAGCAAAUUUAUGUAAAACGAUCUUACGUAGGUAGUAUGGUAGUGAUAAUUGAUUUUUAUCAUUUUUAAUUCAAGUUGUUGCAAGCAAAACACUAAUUUUUUGGGUUUUUUGCUUGAUUUUUUCACGAAAGGAGUGACUCCUUCAAUUCGUAAUCUGAGCUUAAAAUUUUCCAAAUAAAAGAAGUUUUAUGUAAGAAGGGACUUUAAAAUGAAAAAAACCUAAUAAACAAUUUUUUCAAUUUUGAUGAAUUUUGAGAUCGAAAUGUUGGUGCGUUUUUUUUCUUUCGCAAAAACAUGCAAUCAAAGUGUGAACGUGGAGAGAAAAAAAUUUUGAGAGGAGACUCACACAAAUGGGGUCUUCUCUUUUCUUCCCAUAAAGUGUUUAAUGAAUGAGAAUUUAUCAGAUUGGGAAAAAAUGUGGAGCAAGAAAAUAAAAAACGGCGAUUUUAAAAAUUUUGGGAUAAAUUUUUACAUUUUUUGUAAAAUGCAAACUCAAGGAGGUAUUCAAGUUGAUUUUUUAAAAAUGUUUUUUAACAAGACGAAGGCAAAUUAAUAAAGUAGGUACCUACCUUCAAUACACCUCUAGCAAAUAAUUUAAAUAACUAAAAUUCAUUUUUCGAUUUUUUGCGCAUUUUAAAAAAUUCCAAUUUGGAUUAAAAAUGAAAAAAAAAAUUGAAAUUUUAUAAAAUUGGGCUAAUAAAAUCUGAAAUUUGAUUUAUACCGUUGAAGUUUAGUUUGUACUUUAGUUUUGACCUAUCGAGUUGAUUGAUGAUGGUUUCGGACAAUUCUAGAGCUUCCAAUAGAUUUUAAUUUUUUUUUCAAGAAUGAUCACUAAAGGAAAUUUUGAAUUCCUCAAAAAAUUCUCCAAAAAGGAAUCAUACACCGAAGUACCUAGUUACCGUAUAUCAAAUGUUUAUUCACUUGGAAUUUUAUACAAGUUCGUGCCUAUUUAGAUACUUGAAGAAACUCAAUUCAAAGACCAUUCAUCUGAAAAGGAAUUUCAACCGGAGGAAGUUUUUUUUUUAACGUAGAGUUUACCAUCUCAUACUCUUUUCUUUUACAAAAUUAAGAGAAUUAAUUGACAUUUUGAAUAAUCAUAAGAAUUCAAAAUUUUCAAGAGCUUUCAUCCUUACUUGGACCUGUUCUCUUUUCUUUUUCAAAAUUAACAUCCUAAAAAAUAUCUUUCGAAUUCUAAAAUUUUAAAAAUCCAAAAAAUAAACUCCUUGUAUUAAAAAAAAAAAAAAAAACAUCUCUGUGUAAGUACAUUCCUCCGGUUGAAAUUCCUUUUCAGAUAAAGGUUCGAACUUGUAUAAAAUUCCAAGCGAGUAAACAUUUGAUGUCUACUUCGUAAGUACCUACUUCGAAAAUAGUUGUACUAUUUAUAUCUAAAUUUAUUCACAUAAGCUUGAAAUAUUGAUA
Planococcus citri (citrus mealybug) is the source of this 2319-nucleotide messenger RNA. RefSeq names its product trypsin Blo t 3-like. The transcript is spliced from 5 exons. The coding region runs from base 204 to 785 and encodes 193 amino acids. Lineage: Eukaryota; Metazoa; Arthropoda; Insecta; Hemiptera; Pseudococcidae. Gene Ontology annotation, biological process: proteolysis. The record is from RefSeq and is a predicted model, not a curated record. Gene Ontology annotation, molecular function: serine-type endopeptidase activity.